AGCGGCGGCGGAGCGAUGGCGGCGGACGGGAGGGCGGCGGACGGGAGGGCGGCGGCGGCGCCGGUGGAGCUGCAGCCGGAGAGGGACGCGGAGGGCGGCGGCAGCGAGCCGGAGGGCGGCUUCGGGCAGCUGCUUGAGGAAGAGGAGGACGGGGAAGAUGCCGGCUACGUGCUGUACAGGGACAGGAAGGAAUGGGCUGAUAUUGAACCUGUUCCUCAAAAUGAUGGGCCGAAUCCUGUUGUUCAGAUAAUCUACAGUGAAAAAUUCCGAGAUGUCUAUGAUUACUUCCGGGCUGUUCUGCAGCGGGAUGAGAGAAGCGAAAGAGCUUUCAAGUUAACAGCAGAUGCCAUUGAGUUAAAUGCUGCAAACUACACAGUAUGGCAUUUCCGGAGAGUCCUCCUGCAGUCUUUGGGAAAGGAUCUGCAUGAGGAACUUAAGUACAUUACAGCUAUCAUUGAAGAUCAGCCAAAGAACUACCAAGUCUGGCAUCACAGGCGGGUGCUGGUUGAGUGGUUGCAGGAUCCAUCCCGAGAGCUUGAGUUCAUAGCUGACAUUCUUAAUCAAGAUGCCAAAAAUUACCAUGCCUGGCAACACAGACAAUGGGUUAUUCAGGAGUUCAAAUUAUGGGACAAUGAACUGGACUACGUAGACCAGCUUUUGAGAGAAGAUGUGAGAAACAACUCUGUUUGGAACCAACGGCACUUUGUCAUUUUCAACACCACUGGCUAUGAUGACCCGGCAGUCCUAGACAGAGAAGUCCGGUACACCCUUGAGAUGAUCACAGCAGUGCCUCAUAAUGAGAGUGCUUGGAACUACUUAAAAGGGAUUCUACAGGAUCGUGGUCUUUCUAAAUACCCAAAUUUGCUGGAAGAACUGUUGAAUUUACAGCCCAGUCACAGUUCACCCUAUCUGAUUGCCUUUCUUGUGGACAUAUAUGAAGAUAUGCUAGAAAACCAGUGUGAUAACAAGGAAGAAACACUGAACAAGGCAUUGGAGUUGUGUGAAAUUCUGGCUAAAGAAAAAGACACCAUCCGAAAAGAGUACUGGAGGUACAUUGGAAGGUCCCUUAAGAGCAAGCACAGUUCAGGCACUGAACAGAGCAGCACACUGACAGAUAAAGAGCAGUAACUGAAGAUGGAAGAAAACAGUGUUAAGCUCUCAAGGUGUUCUAAAGCUGUACUAAGUAGGGUUGUUAACAAGUUUGAAGUCCAUUUGUAAGUAUUGUAAUGAAAGGGGAAUACAGCCUGCUGUAUAGUCCUGAGCUGCUGCUGCUACUGGUGAUAGCUCUAGGUGCAGUUAAGAAAUGUACUAAGGCUUAAUUAUUGAAAUGUACCAAGUAACGGUUUCAGUUCCUAACUAAAAAUACAUAAAGCUCUACCUUUUAUAUUGGCAGUGCUGAAUUAACCAGUUAAUCAAGGUUGGCCUUGAUCUUAACGUGUUUUUCCAACAUAAGUUAUUCUAUCAUUCUGUGAAGCACUAAAAUAAUUUCUCUUGUCCUGGCUUACCCACUUGUGGUUCCUAACACUCUCAUCAGGUGCUGCAGUAGUGACUGCAGCUAACUUAGCUAUAAGGGGAUAUAAAGUAACCUAGUUAGUGCAGAUCAGCACUGCAGCUGUUGCCUUAUGUGGGAGCAGCUGUGUGCCGCUGUCAGCCUAUGCUGUUGUAUGCAAAUAACACCAAGUGUAAUUUUAUAAUAAAAAUAGAUAACUUAGAGUACUUGUCUGAAUUUUUUUAAUGUGUUUCUUUUGGUCCUUUUAAGUGCAUAGUUUGUUCUUUUCAGAUACUAAUAGAGAUAAAAUAUCCCCUUGUAUAAGUACUGGAUUCUGUUUCAUUGAAGUGUCUUUUGCACUGGAGUAUUCUUAUCCAAGAAACUUUCAGUACACGUGAUAUAUUCAGUGGAGCUGUGAAUUCUUACCUGCACAGACAGGAAAAAAUGGUUUGAGUAUCCUGGGGGAUGUGUAUACCUGCACCAGAAAAAUGCAUCUGUCCUGUUUACAGUAAAUGGCUAUUGUAAACUGUAUUCUUAUGGAGUGCUUGCCUGAUAUGAAAUAUUUUACUGGAAACGAUC
Molecule: messenger RNA, 2068 nt
Organism: Cinclus cinclus
Lineage: Eukaryota; Metazoa; Chordata; Aves; Passeriformes; Cinclidae
Gene: FNTA
Product: farnesyltransferase, CAAX box, alpha
Exons: 9
Coding region: 16-1128 (370 amino acids)
Biological process (GO): protein geranylgeranylation; protein farnesylation
Cellular component (GO): cytoplasm; protein farnesyltransferase complex; CAAX-protein geranylgeranyltransferase complex
Molecular function (GO): CAAX-protein geranylgeranyltransferase activity; protein farnesyltransferase activity
Source: RefSeq, a predicted model, not a curated record